AUGUCUCUCCCGGAGAAGCAGUGGGCCCAGGUCGCCGAGCAGAAAAGCGGCCCGCUCAGCUACAAGGAUACCCCCGUCCCCAGGCCGGGUCCGGAUGAGAUUCUGGUCAAGAUCCGCUACUCGGGGGUCUACCAUACUGACCUCCACGCCCUCAGGGGUGACUGGCCUAUCCUAGUGAAGAUGCCCUUCGUAAGGUGGCUAAAUGGGUCUUGCAUGGCCUGCGAGUUUUGCAAGCAAUCCGACGAAUCGCUCUGCCCCGACACUUCUUUGUCCGGCUACAUCGUCGAUGGAACCUUUCAACGGUCCUGCAUGGCUAAAGCAGCCCAUGCCUCCAACCUUCCCAAGAAUGGCCCUCUCGACGCCGUCGCCCCGAUUUUGUGCUCGGGCCUCACUGUUUACAAGGACCUGAAAGAGUCGGGGAUCCGCCCGGACCGUCGCGGAGAAGCCAUUCCGGCAAGCCAUCGAGGCAGCUACGUCGGGAAUCCCCAGGACGGCGUGGAAGCAGUGGACUUCUUUGCACCUGGUCUGAUCAAGGCGCAAUUCAAGACGGCUCCUCUGAAGGAUCUUCCCUGUAUGUUUGAGAUGAUGAAACAAGGCAAGAUCACUGGUUGUUACGUCCUCGACAUACCCCAGUACAACCGGAAGGAGCGCCUACGGUGUUCAUUUCGGCAUUGGGUUUUCAUGCAUGGCAUUAUCCCUCCUUUUCAAUUUAUCAACAUAUUCUCCGGCACUGUAGCUGUAAUUAUUGAUGAAUGA
This is a messenger RNA of Aspergillus tanneri, 756 nucleotides long. It is a transcript of the gene ADH1, whose product is annotated as alcohol dehydrogenase. The coding region runs from base 1 to 756 and encodes 251 amino acids. The transcript has 4 exons. NCBI's taxonomy places the organism in Eukaryota, Fungi, Ascomycota, Eurotiomycetes, Eurotiales, Aspergillaceae. The record is from RefSeq and is a predicted model, not a curated record.